CCUCUCUUUCCCUCUUCAUGGAGUUCGUCUACAGCAUUGCAGACAACGUCUUGGAUAGGCUAGCUUCACAUGCUUCCCAAGAGAUCUCCUUGGCAUGGGGUGCCCAACUUGAACUCACCAAGCUCAACAAUACCUUAUCUACCAUCAAACUAGUAGUCGAAGAUGCAGAGAAGAAGCAAGUGAGGAAUUCCCUAAUCACACGUUGGUUGGGAAAUCUCAAAGAUGUUUGCCAUGACGUUGAUGAUGUCUUGGACGAACUGGAGUUUCGAAAGUUGCGGUUGAAAGUGGAGGUCGACAGCUAUGGGAAGAUCAAAGGAAAGGUAUGCCAAUUUUUUUCCCGAUGGAAUCUAGUAGUGUUUAACUUCAAAAUGGGACAUAAAGUGAAAGAGAUGAGAAAAAGACUAGUUGAAAUUAAUAAUGAAAAGAGAGAGUUUGCUCUCUUUGAGUUUCUUAAGAUAGCUGAAGAUCCUAGUGUGCUUCGAGGGAUGCACGAUAAUAAAAGAGAGACAGACUCUUUGGUGGAGGCUUCAGAUGUUAUUGGGAGAGAUGAUGAUAAAAAACAGAUUAUUAGUCAUCUCUUAAAUAACACUGAUAUCUCUAAUGAGGAGAAUGUUUCUGUUAUUUCUAUCCUCGGGUUAGGAGGGUUGGGAAAGACAACUCUCGCUAAAUUAGUGUAUAAUGAUAGCAUGGUGGAGGAGAAUUUCGACAUGAAAAUGUGGGUAUGCGUCUCAGACAACUUUGAUAUCCAAACAUUAAUUUGCGGCAUUAUCAAUGCUGUAAUUGAACAAAAAUGUGAGGAUGCAAGUUUGGACCUUAUGAAAAGAAGAUUGCAAGAUAAUUUGCGAGGUAGAAAGUUUUUUUUAGUGUUGGAUGAUAUCUGGGAUACAGAGUCGAUUGGAGUAACGAUUGAAAAAUGGAUUUGUUUAAAAAAUAUGUUAAAUGUGGGAGCUAAUGGAAGUAAAAUCAUCAUAACAACACGACAUGGAUCAGUUGCUUCACUUAUGAGUCCCGUACACGUGCAUUCUUUGAAAGGUCUUUCUGACAGAGACUGCAUGUCCUUGUUCAUCAAAAGGGCAUUUAAAAGAGGAGAGGAGCAGCGUUAUCAACAUUUGAUAGAAAUUGGAAAUGAUAUUGUGAAGAAGUGUGGAGGAGUUCCUUUAGCAGUAGCUACUGUAGGGAGCAUGCUCUAUUUGAAAACAGAUAAACACCAAUGGUUGAGUGUCAGAGAUGAUGACAUGUGGAGCAUAAGGAACGACAAUAUUCUACCUGCACUCAAAUUGAGCUAUGAUGCAUUGCCACAACACAUGAAACCGUGUUUUGCAUUUUGUUCACUUUUCCCAAAGGAUUAUGUAUUCAACAGUGGCUUGUUGGUUCCAUUGUGGAUAGCACAAGGCUACCUCAUGACAUCUAAGAAAAAUGAAGAUUUGGAACAUAUGGGUGAAGACUAUAUAAGACAGUUUUGCUCUAGAUCUUUGUUUCAGGUCGAGAUAGAUCUCAAAACAGCCAUAGUUUUUAAAAUACAUGAUCUAGUUCAUGAUUUAGCAAUUUCAGUGGCACAAGUAGAGUACUCCACAGUCAAUUUUCGUCCCUCUAGUGCUUUUGAAAUGGUUCGACAUGUGUCAAUAUCUAAAAUUGACUUGCUUGGAAAAGAGACACAACUUCCCGAUUUCAUGCUCAAGUCAAUCAAAUUACGAACCAUUUUAAUUUCCAGAGCAGAUUGCCAGAUGAAUCAACGUUUUGUGAAGGCAUGCAUCUCGAGAUUCAAAUGUGUGCGGGUGCUAGAUCUCAGUGGGUGGCCUCUUGAGGAGCUACCAAGUUCCAUUGAUAGUUUGUUUCAUUUGAGAUUUCUCAACUUGUCUGAUAGUAGGAAGAUAAAAAGGCUUCCCAAUUCCAUCAGUAAGCUGUUGAAUUUGGAGACUUUGUGCCUUAUAGGUUGUGACGCACUUGAGGAGAUACCCAAAGACAUAGGGAACCUGAUCAACCUUCGAUACCUGGUGAUAACUACACAACAGGCGUAUUUGCCAAAAGGAAUUAGACGUCUCACCUUACUUCAGACUUUAGCUUUUGAUGGAUGUGUCAAUCUUAAAUCGUUGGGCGAAGAGAUCCAAUUCCUCAACAACCUUCGCAAACUGUGGAUUGGCAGUUGUAAUAAUUUGGAAUCCUUGCCACCAAAUAUGAAACACAUGACUGCUUUACAUACGUUGUUUAUCGUUAAUUGCGAGAAGCUUCAGGUGAUGAUGAGAUCAGGGGAAGCUCCUCAAGGUCUUCGAUCAUUGAUUAUCGAGAAUUCAAGUUUGGAGGCUUUGCCCCCUUGGCUCAUUGAAGAUUCUGCAGACACUCUACAGAGCAUAUGGCUUGGCGAAUGUCAUAAUCUCACGGCACUUCCGGAGUUGAUAAAGUUCACAUUCCUCGAGCAACUACACAUUGUAGAAUGCUCCAAAUUGUCGGCUUUGCCGCAAGGGUUGCAUUGCCUUACUGAGUUGAGAGAACUAUAUAUUGAAGGGUGUCCUGAAUUGAGCAAAAGCUGCAAAAGGCAAUUAAAAGGUGAGGAGUGGUCAAAGAUGGCACGUCAGGUCAAGAUUACACUCGACGCUGAUGAUGAAGAAGAUGAAGCCGACAAUCGCUUGGCCGACAGUAGGAUCUCGUACCAGUAUCCCUGUGGAGGAAGAAGAGGGUUGCUAGCUACAAGGUGUUGUAGCCUGUGGAGGGGAAGUUGAAAGGGACUCACAGGAAGAGCUUCCGGUGGCUCAAGGAGACUUGUGGUCUAUGGCCGUUGAUGCUGGAAAACAAAAUAAAACAAUGAUCAGGCUGACCACUGAUUCAAUCUUGAAACCGCUCUUACUACUAGAAAACCGAAGGAGCACACAAUUUGGACCUUUAGAUCCAACCUUAAUCUGAGGGUGUGUUUUUUGCUCUAUGUUUUGUUAUUUUUCAAGUUUUUCUCUUUAGUGCCUGCUGAUUAGUUCUUUUGCUUCAUGUGGGUUUAAAUUUGAAUCUUUUGACUUUUUUCUUUGUUUCUUUGUGUUUCUGUCAAUGUGAAUGAGCUUACAAAUGAAGAAAAACUGAACAGCAAUUGAUAUGAAUUUGGAAGAAAUAAACAUGAGAAUCUGCUAGAGGUGGUGUAUGUUCUGAAUUAUAUGAUUGUCAUUGUAACCAAGCCUUAGUUUAUUUGCUGCUGGACUACAUGGUAUUCUGCUGAUUUCAUAUAGCUUAAAAUCUGAAAUAUCUGUUCUUAUUCUAUGAUUGGCUUAUGAUGCAGCUUGCAUUGGGUGAGUGUUUUGGGGUACAGCAGCUGACUGCAUUGUAACUACUGGGUUUUCAAAAGCAUUGGAGUUGAAUUAGGAAUAGGAUUUAUCUGAUUUCAGGAAAGAGAUCCAUCUACUGAUUUCAGCUUCCAUUUCCCUCUAUUCCUCUGUUGUUCUGCAGCUAAUUUCUUCCUAGUUUCCUCUUUCAGUUUAUGGCAUUUUCUUAUUUGGUUACUUUGGAUGAUUUACUUGAGAGAGAUGCUGGAUUUAUUUCUUUGGAGAACCUCUGGCCCUUCGCAAUUACAUUUUCGGUAAAAUCCCAAACUUGAUCAGCAAAUAGCAGGAUAAAAACCUGAAGAAGCAAUGCCUAUUGACAAGUAAGGAGAUUGUGCAAAGUGCAAACAUAAUAAAAGCACGAGAUUUAUAAAAUAGCAUCAGAGCAUUGGAUAGAGCUAUAAGGAGAUGAUGAGCGUUGAAUUAUGUCACAGGCUGAACUCCGAAGCGGCCGGUGCCCCUUUGCUUGAAUCGGAUGGGCAUGGAACCUCACCCAUGUGAGAAGGAGUGAUCAAUAUUGAAACUAGAUGCAGAAUGGAAUAGCCCUAGCUCGCUAGCUAUGUAUGAAGACUUGUAUUGCUCUGCUCACAGAAGGCUCUGGAUCAAUCUCCAUACGAUCAAGACAAAUGCCUUCGCCUCAUGAAUUCUUCGCACAAAUGCGUCCUCAACAAAUUUUUGUUCUCUGUGAAUUAGUGGCUUGAUAUGUUCCUCUGAGAAACCCAGUAAUUUCAUCCAACUAGUGACUCAAAAUUGGAUAUGUUCUUGGGUUAUGAGUUUGGAUUUUAGAUAUAAUUGAGUCUGGUUGAUUGCACAAAUGCUAAGGCUGAAACCCAGAUUGAAAUUUUCUCAAGGCCAGCUUUAUAUGCUUAUUUUUCUUAGAAGUUUGAAGCUUGAUUUAGGUUCAUCAAAUUAAUAAGACAUAUGCCUAUUACUGUUCUGGUAAAUACCAAUUUGUUUAUGGAUUGAAACUAAUUAAAUGGCUUCAUGGUUUCGAUAA
Molecule: messenger RNA, 4296 nt
Organism: Rosa chinensis
Lineage: Eukaryota; Viridiplantae; Streptophyta; Magnoliopsida; Rosales; Rosaceae
Product: putative disease resistance protein RGA3
Exons: 3
Coding region: 18-2717 (899 amino acids)
Biological process (GO): defense response to other organism
Molecular function (GO): ADP binding
Source: RefSeq, a predicted model, not a curated record